This is a messenger RNA of Scophthalmus maximus (turbot), 2116 nucleotides long. Its product is annotated as C-C chemokine receptor type 3. The transcript has 3 exons. Gene Ontology annotation, cellular component: membrane. Gene Ontology annotation, molecular function: chemokine receptor activity. The record is from RefSeq and is a predicted model, not a curated record. Lineage: Eukaryota; Metazoa; Chordata; Actinopteri; Pleuronectiformes; Scophthalmidae. Bases 112 to 1131 code for a protein of 339 amino acids. Gene Ontology annotation, biological process: chemotaxis; G protein-coupled receptor signaling pathway; immune response.
UUAUCAUGAAGUGACUUCAACUCACUGAGUCAGACAGCUGUGGCCUCCAUUGUCAGACCAGAGGCAGAAGCGUCUCUGCGGGCCAGGUGAUCCCCCUGCUCACUAUUCGAGAUGGAGACGACAACAUAUGACUACAGUAAUUACAGCGAUGAGCCGAGCAUGCUGACCACACCAUGUCCCAGGGAGGGUGACAACAGCCUGGGAGCUCGUCUAUCCAUCCUUUACUACUUUAUGUUUCUCUUCAGUGUCUGUGGAAACGGUCUGGUCUUGGUCAUCAUCCAUCGGUUCGAGAGGCUGACCACCGUGACCAACAUCUUGCUGCUGAACCUCGUGAUCUCGUCCCUGAUCUUCAUGAGCAGCCUUCCCUUCAUGGGGGUGUACCUGCAGCUCUCCAACUGGAUCUUCGGCAAGGUUAUGUGCAAGAUUGUGGGCGGCGUCUACUAUCUGGGCUUCUACAGUUCUGUCCUCUUCCUCACUCUUCUGACCUUCGACCGACACCUCGCUGUUGUCUACUCCUUGGGCUCAUCGCGAUUGAGGAACAGAGGGUACGCUGUGGUCUCCUGCGCUGCGGUGUGGCUGGUCAGCAGCCUGGCGUGCAUCAAGCCAAUGAUUCUCCACACCACAUUUAGUCAUUCUCUUGAGACCAAAACCUACUGUGACCAGUAUCCAGGUGACUUUCCCAAUAUCAAUGUGGACCGUCUGAGAAAUGCCGGAUUUCACAUUCAGCUUGUCCUUUUCUUGAUCUUCCCCCUGGUGGUUAUUGUCUACUGUUACAUUAGGAUCACAAUCACUGUCCUCUCAUCCAGGUUGGUCACCAAGUUCAAGACCGUCAGGCUGAUAUUCAUCAUUGUCCUGUUGUUUUUCCUGUGCUGGACCCCGUUGAACAUUGUUGAGCUGAUGAGCGAUGACACCUGCGAGGAAGCGCAGAGAAGGGGCUACGCACUGCACAUCACUCAUAACAUUGCCUAUAUUUACUUUUGCUUCAGUCCCAUCUUCUACACAUUUGUGGGGAAAAAGUUUCAAAACCACUUCAGACAGAUCCUGGUGAAACACUUCCCAGGGUUAAGGAGGCACAUCAGUGUGUCUCACACCAGCAGACACAAUAUGUCCACAAAGAGUACGCCGAAUUAGCUUUAGGAGUGGGGAGACCUUUAUUCCUCAGCACUGGCGUGUGUUCAUCAAAGAAGUCCAAAGUCAGUUCUUUCAGCAUCGUCAAGCCUCAGAGUAUCAACGUCCAACUAGGGAUACAGUUUUGCCGAUAGCAGGAAAAAGCUGAAAUAUAGAUUUCUCUGCUCAACCCUACUGAGAGACAAUGUUGUGUUGUAUAAGCGUCGCCUGAGACAAACUGAUACAAAUCAAAAUCUGCGGAUUGCUAUGUUGCUGAUUCCUCCAGUCAAGGCUCUGAAACUGUGUAGAGUUAUCAAAGUCCAGCCCAUAUUGAAGCUCCUGUCACCUCUAUAUCUGCCAUCAUUGCACAUGGAAACCAAAGACGGAAGACGUGCGUUUGGUUUAGCUAUGGGAAUGUGACAUACCCUGAAAUCAGUUGAGCAUUAUGCUCUUGAUGAAAGUGGUAGUGACUUUCUGCCCUUUAGUGAACAGAGGUUGAUUCAUGAUCUCUGAUGUUUUUCUUCUCCUAUUUUUGAGAAAGUUGAGCAUCCCUAUUGCCAGGAAGAACAAUGUUACUGAAAGAAAUAUCUGAAUUUUCAGUAUAAACCAAAUGACAAUGCCUCUGAAUGAUGUAGAAGUUUAAGCAUUAAGCAUUAUGACUGCUUUUUGAUCAAUAAUACUGGAAAAAAAGUACUAACAUUUUGCACCUGUCAUAUUUAAAUUAUCUGUGUGACCCAAUUUAAAAGUUGGACAAGAUGCCGCUCGUGUAAAGGGUUGUAAUCGUUUAACCAUAUAUCGACUUGAAUGUCUAAACAUUAUGUAAAAAGGUGUGGAGAUUAUGUAAUGUGAUGAUUCAUCUUUUCUUUUGUAUAGUCAAGUUUUCCAUAAAUCACAGUUUAAAUGGGGAAAAAACGGCAAACAGCUCAUGAAAGGGAGAUGAAAGCUUGAUUGAUGUGGCUCUUGUGUUGGCUUGUGAAAAGCCAUUUUAUUAAAUGAAGACUUUCCAUCA